This is a messenger RNA of Cynocephalus volans (Philippine flying lemur), 582 nucleotides long. Its product is annotated as testis-specific Y-encoded protein 9-like. Gene Ontology annotation, cellular component: chromatin; nucleus. Gene Ontology annotation, molecular function: chromatin binding; histone binding. The record is from RefSeq and is a predicted model, not a curated record. The annotation marks the transcript as partial. The transcript is spliced from 6 exons. NCBI's taxonomy places the organism in Eukaryota, Metazoa, Chordata, Mammalia, Dermoptera, Cynocephalidae. Gene Ontology annotation, biological process: nucleosome assembly.
AUGAAGUCGCUGGAGGCCCUUCAGUUAGAGAUGGAGCCCGUGAACAACCAAGCCAGGACGGCCUUUGCUUGUUUGAGGCAGAACCUGGUGCAGAGACGUAGGACUCUUCUCGGUCACCGAAGGUCCAUCAUCCAGGGCAUCCCUGGCUUCUGGGCCAAAGCCAUUGUGAACCACCCCGAGAUGUUGGCCAUGAUCAGCGAUGAAGAUGAAGACUUGCUUAGCUACGUGAUCGACUUGGAGGUGGAGGAAAUCAGGCAUCCCAUUCACUGCUGCAAGAUCAUGAUGUUCUUUCGGGACAACCCGUACUUCCGGAAUAAAGUGAUUAUUAAGGAAUAUCUCAUUAAUGUCACCGGAUAUACGGCAUCUCAUUCCACUCCAGUUCAGUGGUAUCAGGAUUAUGAACAUGAGGCUUAUAGCCGCAGGCACCACAACAGCAGUGUUAACUUCUUCUUCAACUGGUUUUCUGACCACAACUUUGCAGGAUCUAACAGGAUCGCUGAGAUCAUCUGUGAAGACCUAUGGCUCAAUCCCCUGCGGUACCACAUGAGGAUGCAGGUGCCUGGACAGGGAACCGAGAGGGCA